Messenger RNA from Brassica oleracea var. oleracea, 813 nucleotides. RefSeq names its product jacalin-related lectin 32-like. NCBI's taxonomy places the organism in Eukaryota, Viridiplantae, Streptophyta, Magnoliopsida, Brassicales, Brassicaceae. Gene Ontology annotation, molecular function: carbohydrate binding. The record is from RefSeq and is a predicted model, not a curated record.
AUGGCUCAAAAGGUGGAAACAGGAGGUCUGGGAGGAGAUGUAUGGGAUGACGGUGUUUAUGACGGUGUUAGAAAGGUGCAUGUAGGACAAGACCAAGAUGGUGUAUCGUUUAUCAAUGCCGUGUAUGAAAAGGAUUCUGGAGAGGUUGAAGGAGGUGAACAUGGAAAUAAGACGCUACUUGGGUUCGAAGUAUGUACUUUUGAGGUUGAUGCAGACGACUACAUCAUAUCAGUGCAGGUAAACAAAAUAUUUGGCCAUGAGUCCGACGUCAUCACAUCUAUUACCUUCUAUAUAUUCAAAAGGAAAGCCUCUCCACCCUAUGGAUUAGAGACCGAAAAAAAGUUAGCACAAGGUAAACUUCUUGGGUUCCAUGGACGCGCCGGAGAGGUUCUGCAUGCUCUUGGUGCGUAUUUCGUUACAACCACAACUCCUUUAACUUCUGCCAAGAAGCUACCAGCAGUUGGUGGUGAUGGAGGAAUCGCAUGGGAUGAUGGUGCUUACGAUGGCGUUAGAAAGGUGUUUGUUGGACAAGCACAAGAUGGUAUAUCAGUCGUCAAGUUAUUUGUGUACGACAAGGGCGAUGAACAUGGAAAUAGUACUCUACUCGGAUUCGAAGAGUUUGUACUUGACUAUCCGAGUGAGUACAUCACGUCGUUCCAUAGGAGUGACUCUGAGGUCGUUACCAUGCUAAGGUUCAAGACUAAUACGCAAACUUCUGCUCCUUUUGGAAUUGAAGCUGGGACUCAAAGAGUAAAGUUCCAAGAUCUUCGGACUGAUUCAUCAGUUUGGAGUCCAUGUCUUUCCAAUCACUAA